Molecule: messenger RNA, 4518 nt
Organism: Trypanosoma theileri
Lineage: Eukaryota; Euglenozoa; Kinetoplastea; Trypanosomatida; Trypanosomatidae
Exons: 1
Coding region: 1-4518 (1505 amino acids)
Source: RefSeq, a predicted model, not a curated record
AUGUUCAAUAAUGUUUGCGAGGCCCAUUGGCAGCGUCUACCACAGAUGAAACCUUCUUCUUCUUCUUCUCAUUCUUCUUAUUAUUAUUCUUAUUCUUAUUCUUAUUAUAAUAAUAAUUGUACAGAUGAGAAGAAAAGUGAGGAAGAGAGGAUGUUGAUAUUUCUUCAUAAUUUGUCUGGUCUCUCUCACAGUGAGAGUGAAUGGGAAGAGACGGCGUUAUUACCAUCUACAUUACUGUAUAUAGUUUAUUACUUAGUAUGUAGACAAUGCCCUCUAAUUAGAGAAGAAGAAGAAGAAAUGAACUCUACACACAGUCGAUGGGUUUAUCUCUUCUUUUUUCAUCAACAACAACUGCAAAACACACCAGUGAGAAGAACACGAAAUAUACCUUUUACAACAACAACAACUACUACUACCAAUAAUAAUAAUAAUAAUGAUAAUAAUAAUAAUCAUCAUACUAAUAGUAUGAAUAGUAAUAGUAAUAACGAUGAACGUAAAAUAUCUUUGUUGAUCCUUCGCCAACGUUUGACGGAAUUUCUCUCUCAUUUCUACAGUCAACAACAUUCCACACGUAUUCUCAAGUUUGUCGAUGCCUAUCAUGCCUGGUUAAUGCGGGAUUAUCAUUCAGUUCUCAACAAUUCUUAUCAACAAGAAGAAAAAGAAAGAGAAAAAAAAAGAGAAGAAAAAGAAGAGGAAUAUCUGCAGGAAACUUCAUCAUGUGUACAAACAUCAUCUCUACUCAUGUGGAUUGUUUAUCGAGUUUCUUGGUUUAUGCAUGCCUGUGCACUUAUCGCAACAAGGAAUAUUGUCCAUGCCGCCGUAAGAGAUGAGAUGGAAAAGAAUAUACAUUUGAGAAACUUCAACGUUGAAGAACUGCAGAUGAAUAGAAUGAACGUUCAUUUAAAUUCUUACUUGGAUUCAUCAUUAUCUUUAUUAAAAACAGGAGAAGUAUCAUUAACACUAUCUCAACAAACAACACCAUCUUUACUAGAACGCAUUUACAAUAUCUUCAAAGAGGAACUCUUUCAUAAGAAGAAAACCCAUCAUCAUAAUCAUAAUGAUAACAAUAAUGAUAUCAGCAAGAACACGAAUGAGAAUAUGUACAUGGGUGAUAAAUCUCAGGAGAUUGAGGAAAAGGAUAAGAGUUCUAUCGUAUCUAGUUCUUUUUCUUUUUCUUCUUCUUUGAACUCAUGGCAAGAUGUAUUUCUAUUUGGAUUGCGUGUUUGGCUGCGGGCUAAACAAUACACAGAUGCGGGAAGUAUGUAUACAUCCAGAGAUCUUCUCUUACACAGUAUGGAGAAUCUCUACAAGAAGAAGGAUUACUUUUUCCUCACAUUGUCUACACCUCCUCAUACAAAUGGGAGUAGUGAAGUCAAUAUGUUUAAAAAGGGAAUAGAUAUGAAAGUUCGUCUCUUAUCAUUUCAAUGGCUUCAACAGUUAUUUUUUGUAAAUUGUGCGGCUCUUGCAGAUACCACAACUUUAUUCUCUUUUCUACAAGAAUUAGAACGACCCUUAUCUCUUAUGGAGGUAUUUUAUAUUGCCUCUUGUCCAACACUUGCGGCUGGUGGAGUUCAUUCUUCCAUACUCACAUCCUAUACUCUCUUUUUUAAUGAGAUGCGAUCUUCACAUGGGAUGUUAAACAUAAUGAUGGACACUUUAGACUAUUUACCACUUCCUGUACAAAUACAAUUAUUAGGUCAUUCUAUUUGGCAACAACGAAGAGUACUUUUACAUGAAUUACCACGAUCUCAGGAAGAAGGUAUUAUUUAUAGUGAACGUCGUUUAUUCGUACAGUGGGAGUUAUUACGUCUUUGCGAGGUAAUUGUUCAUCGUGUAUGUGGAUUAUUUGGAUCAUUAGAGUUAUCAUUUACAGACUUUGCUCCUCAUCGUAUUCUCUUUGAUGCUAUUACGAUUGCCUGUGAUGUGCAGGAGGAUAUGCUUAGAGGUGCUGCAGAACCAAUAAGAGAAGUUCUCUCCUCUUCAUCAUCAUUCUCCUCCUCCUCCUCCAUGAGUUCUUCCUCUUUUCACAGCAGUAAUAAUAAUAAUAAUAAUAAUAAUAAUAAUAAUAAUAAUAAUAAUAAUAAUAAUAAGAGGAAGAGGAGGAUGAAGAAGAUGAUGAUAAGAAGAAGAAGUAAUAGUGAAAGUGAAAGUAGAAAUGGUUUGGGAACGAUUGGGAGAUCAGAGGAAGUUCCUAUAUUUUCUAAUGCUCCUAUGGAAGACAAUGAGACAUCUCUAACUAAAUCCCCAGAUAACAUGGCCACACCAUAUUUGUUAAAUAGACAAUAUGAGAAUCAUGAUAAUCAUAAUAAUAAUAGUAAUAAUGAUAGUGAUAAUGAGAGUAAUAGUUGGUUGGCUGUGAAUUUUGCCUCCAGAACACAUCCUCAAUCUUCACAAGAUAAUUCUAUCAAUACAUCCUCCUUAUCUAGUAUAGAUACGAUUUGCACAACUACACCACAGGAACUCUAUUGGUUUGCCCAUAAUAGUACCAUACAGUGGAUGAGUCUUCUUGAACAGCAUUAUCCACAUUUGCCUCUCUCUUUACAAAUAUGUCGUAUGCGAAUAGCGGCAGCGGCUUUUGAUAAAUCCACAUUACGAUUAGCACGAGAAUUAUUGAAAACAUUUCAUCAUAAUGCUUUAGCAAAAGCCCAUAGUGCGAUGGCACUCUUUGCAAGUCUUCAUAUUGUACAUGCAGAGCGAUGUAUUCGUGAGGCACUUCAGCAGUAUCCACACUCUGUGGAAAUACAACGUCUUCAACGGGUUAUUUGUGGUAAUGAGGGUAUUAUAGAAAAUAUGAGAAGAGAUGCUAAACAUGAACAAGAAGAUACAGCACGAAUGAAAUUAUUAAAAGAAAAGAUUCAUCCUAUUUAUAUUUACCGUUAUCGUGGAGUUCUUCCUUUACAAUAUGCUAUUUCCAGACAUAAAGGUAUUUUACCCUAUAUCUCUUUAUCUCUUAUAUUUCUAUGUACUCUCUUUUUGGGAUUGAGUCUUUUAUUACAUAUAAGAGAUAGUCAAUCGACAGAUCUCGAUUAUAAUGAUAAAUCCAAUAUCUGGGAUAGUAAUAGUAAAAGUGAGAGUACUAGUAGUAGUAGUAGUAGUGUUAAGAAUAAUAAUAAUAACAGAGAUACUGCAGAGUAUAGAUGGUCUUUUAAAUUACCAUUUGUUUUACCAAUAUAUUUAGGGUUUGGUAUCUUGAUUUACGGUAUAUGUGCAGCAUUAAUAGUUCCUUUCUUUGUAGAGAAAAAUAAGCAGAAAGAAAAGGAUAAAAGUAGAUGGGAAAUUAUAUCAAGAUUUCUUCGAAUUCUUAUGUAUAAUGCAUGUCUUGUUAAUGAUGUUUCUAAUCGAUUUGUUUUUUGUUUACGUGGUUUGCCUUUAAUAAAUUUUGUGAUUGUAUGCCAACUUGUUGUGAGUAAUGCGAUUCGAAUGAAUCAUCAUACCAAAGAAGAGUCUUCUUGUAAUGAUGAUAUUAAUAAUAAUAAUAAUAAUAAUAAUAAUAAUAAUAAUAAUAAUAAUAAUAAUAAUAAUAAUAAUAAUAAUAAUAAUAAUAAUGAAUGUGAUCGUAUCUUUACAGAAUGGAGUAUACUUUCAUUACUUAUGAUUCUAUUCAUACUUGUAAUGAAUAUUCUUUUUUAUGGACGUAUUUGGCGAUUAUUACGUAGCUAUGAUAUUAUAAAAGGAGCACUUCCAACGUUUAUCACAGUAUUUCUUAUGGAUUUUAUUUUUUUUAUUAUAAAUUUUCCUUUUUUAUUCUUUUCAUCUGUGUUGUUGGAGCCUUUUCUAUUUCUUAUCAUGAUCCUUUUCAGUAUUCCAACAUUUUUACCGCUGAGAAUGGAGAUGUUGGUCCUAUGUGAACAUUACCCAACUAUUCCAGAUGAUGAAUGGUUGGCCCCACAGGCAUUAAACCAAAAUGGAGAUCAUUCAAUAACCUCUACUACUACCACUAGUAGUAGUACUAAUAAUAAUAAUAAUAAUAAUAAUAAUAAUAAUAAUAAUAAUAAUAAUAAUAAUUCUCUUUUUUGUAUUGAAAUGAGAUUAAAAUUAUGUAAACAACUUUUAAAAAGUUUACCACCAUUACAUUGGUUACGAAAACAAAGGCAUGAUUGUCCAAUUCUCUGUGCACAUCUCUUGUCUAAACCACAUUUAACAUAUAAUGGGGAUUUAUCAUUUUUUUCUUAUCUUAUUGCUGUUAUUAUAUGUUCUUUGGCAGGAUUAGCAUCUCAUGGUAUUGGAUGUUGUCUUUUAUUAAAUCGUAUAUUUUACUGGCGAACACAUCGGGAGCCUUGGCAAAGUGUAUCUGCUAUUCAAGUGGCACUUUUACGUGAAACCUGUUUGGCAAUAUUUCCUGAGAUUUCUGAAGUUUCCUCUAUGCACAAUAGUGAAUUAAUAGUUAAUAAUAAUAAUAAUAAUAAUAAUAAUAAUAAUAAUAAUAAUAAUAAUAAAUAUCCGAUGUCCAGUAAUCACAUUACAUGUAUCACUCCAGUUCAAAAGGGGAAAACCAUUUCAACAGUCCCAUAUGGAUAA